AUGGUCCUCAUCAAGGAGUACCGUGUGGUUUUACCUUGUAGCGUUGAGGAGUAUCAAGUUGGACAGUUGUUUUCUGUGGCUGAAGCAAGUAAAAAUGAAACGGGUGGUGGCGAGGGGAUAGAAGUAUUAAGAAAUGAGCCCUAUGAGAAGGAGGGAGAAAAAGGACAGUAUACACACAAAAUCUACCGUCUUAAAAGUCGAGUUCCAACGUUUAUUCAGCUAUUGGCACCAGAAAGCGCCUUUGUAUUCCAUGAAAAAGCCUGGAAUGCCUACCCCUACUGCAGAACUGAAGUGACGAAUGAAUAUAUGAAAGAUAAUUUCUUGAUCAAGAUUGAGACGUGGCAUAAACCUGACCUUGGAACACAAGAAAAUGUUCACAAGCUUGAUCGUUCAUCCUGGCAGCAAGUCACUGUUGUACCUAUUGACAUUGCUGACGGAAGUCAAGUGUGUACCUCUGACUACAAGCAGGAUGAGGACCCUGCCAAGUUCAAGUCUGUUAAGACGGGAAGAGGACCACUUGGACCUUUCUGGAAGAAAGAGCUGGGUGCCAAGAACGACUGCCCUAGAAUGUGUGCCUACAAACUGGUCACGGUGAAGUUUAAAUGGUUCGGCCUUCAAACUAGAGUGGAGAACUUAAUUCAUGAGCAAGAAAAGAGGAUAUUCACCAACUUUCACCGUCAGCUUUUCUGUUGGAUUGACAAGUGGGUGGAGCUAACAAUGGAUGAUAUUCGGCGGAUGGAGGCAGAGACUCAGAAGGAGCUGGAUGAGCUCCGCAAAAAAGGUGACGUCAGAGGAACGAGUGCUGCAGACGAAUAA
Nerophis lumbriciformis (worm pipefish) is the source of this 816-nucleotide messenger RNA. The record is from RefSeq and is a predicted model, not a curated record. NCBI's taxonomy places the organism in Eukaryota, Metazoa, Chordata, Actinopteri, Syngnathiformes, Syngnathidae.